AUUUCUAUACCAAAAGCGGUAACCCCGAGCUACACUCGGGCUUACCUUGCGGCGCUGCUCUGGGGGUCCCUGCAGCACUUACCUUGUCCUUCGUUCCCACGAUGUGUCCCCUGCAGAGUCCCGGGCCAUCUCCUCCGGCCGAUGCCGGCAUCCGGCUUCUGUGUUCCGGUCCCCGUGACGUCGGGACGUACGGGCGCCACCGGCGGCGGAAAAUUUGAAAACUUUAAUUUUUUCUUUUUUUCAAUUUUAAAUAUGCUUUGUCCUGUGCCCUGCCUGCAUUUUGUCUGUUCUUUC
Molecule: messenger RNA, 294 nt
Organism: Staurois parvus
Lineage: Eukaryota; Metazoa; Chordata; Amphibia; Anura; Ranidae
Source: the annotation of a GenBank genome assembly